CCACAUAUUCCGAGGCCCUUGUGCUGUCAGCAGAGAGGAAAGGCAGGGUUUUCAUCAUCGCUCUGUUCAGGCUGACAAGGUGUGUCGGCGUGCUGAGGAGGAAAUUACCGGAGACAGCGAGCUGUCCCGUUGUUUAUGGUCGCGCCUUGCUGUCAGCCCGCAGUGCCAAAGUCUCAUCAUCUCUGCCGAGGAUGCCGCAAACAAACAAGUCAAGAAACACCUCUGCGUCUGACUCCUCCGGCUCGGUCCAAGCCUGCGCCUCGGCUAUGGACACAGAUCCUGCGUCCAGGGAGGAGAACCAGGCUGUGGUGGGCUCAGAGGGAGGAGGAGGAGAAGACAAUGUUGGAGACAGCGAGAUCAUCAAGUCCCCCAGUGACCCUAAGAAGUACAGGUACAUUGUGCUAGACAACGGUCUUCGAGCUCUGCUCAUCUCAGACUACAAUGGACCAAUGGCGUCAGAAGAUGACACUUCAGAUGGAGAAGAUGAAGGUGAGGAGGAGGAGGAAGAGGAGGAGGAGGAGGAGGAGGGCGAAUCUGGAGAUGAAUCUGAGGACGAGUCCGGGGAAGAUGACGAGCAUCAAGGCAGUGACGAUGACGACCAGGAGGGGAAAAAGAAGAAAGGAAAUGCUGAGAAACAGUCUGCAGCAGCUCUGUGUGUGGGUGUGGGCAGCUUCAGUGAUCCCGGUGAUCUCCCCGGCCUCGCUCACUUUUUGGAACACAUGGUGUUCAUGGGCAGCGAGAAGUACCCCUCAGAAAAUGGCUUUGAUGCCUUUCUCAAGAAGCAUGGGGGGAGCGACAACGCCUCCACCGACUGUGAGAGGACAAUCUUCCAGUUUGAUGUCCAGCGGAAGAACUUCAAAGAGGCUCUUGACAGAUGGGCGCAGUUCUUCAUCUGCCCCCUGAUGAUUCGAGACGCCAUUGACAGGGAAGUGGAGGCCGUCGACAGCGAGUACCAGCUGGCUAAGCCAUCUGACUCCCAUAGGAAGGAGAUGCUGUUUGGCAGUCUGGCCAAGCCUGGACACCCUAUGGGCAAGUUCUGCUGGGGGAACGCGCAGACUCUGAAGCAGGAGCCCAAGAAGCAAAAGAUCAAUGUGUAUAAGCGUCUGCGUGCGUUCUGGAAGAAGCACUACUCGGCCCACUACAUGACUCUGGCUGUGCAGUCAAAAGAGAAGCUGGACACUCUGGAGGAGUGGGUGAGAGAGAUCUUCAGCAAGGUGCCGAACAAUGGUCUUCCAAAGCCAGAUUUCUCCGACAUGCUGGAUCCCUUCGACACACCAGCCUUCUGCAAGCUUUACAGAGUCGUUCCUGUGCGGAAGGUUCAUGCCUUGAACAUCACGUGGGCUCUUCCCCCUCAGGAGAAAUACUACAGAGUGAAGCCUCUCCACUACAUCUCUUGGCUGAUUGGCCAUGAAGGCACAGGAAGCAUCCUCUCGCUGCUUCGGAAGAAGUGCUGGGCCCUGGCUUUGUUUGGAGGAAACAGUGAAACUGGCUUUGAUCAAAACACCACCUACUCCAUCUUCUCGAUCUCCAUCACCCUCACAGACGAGGGUUUCCAAAACUUCUACCAGGUGACUCAGCUGGUGUUCCAGUACCUGAAGAUGCUGCAGACACUCGGACCACAGCAAAGAAUAUAUGAAGAGAUUCAGAGGAUCGAAGCGAAUGAGUUUCACUAUCAGGAGCAGAUUGACCCUAUAGAGUACGUGGAGGACAUCUGCGAAAACAUGCAGCUUUUCCCUAAAGAAGACUUCCUGACAGGAGAUCAGCUCAUGUUUGAGUUCAGUCCAGAAGUGAUCAGCGCUGCUCUGUCCCUCCUCACCCCCGAGAAAGCCAACCUGAUGCUGUUGUCACCAGAACACGAGGGCCAGUGUCCCCUCAGGGAGAAGUGGUUUGGCACACAAUACAGCAUGGAAGACAUUCCGCCGGAGUGGAUGGAGCGCUGGACGGGGGACCUCCAGCUGAACAAUGAUCUGCACCUCCCCGCCGAGAACAAGUUCAUCGCCACCGACUUCACCCUGAAGCCGUCCGACUGCCCGGACACCGACUUCCCGGUCCGGAUCGCCGACAGCGACAGAGGCUGCCUGUGGUACAAGAAGGACAACAAAUUCAAAAUCCCCAAAGCCUACAUCAGAUUCCACAUCAUAUCGCCAGUAAUCCAGCAAUCUGCUAAGAACGUCGUCCUGUUUGACCUGCUGGUCAACAUCCUGGGCCACAACCUGGCCGAGCCUGCCUACGAGGCCGAAGUGGCCCAGCUGGAGUAUAAGCUGGUGGCUGCGGAGCACGGCCUGUUCAUCAAGGUUAAAGGCUUCAACCACAAGCUGCCACUGCUUUUCCACCUGAUCAUCGACCACCUGGCCGACUUCUCAGCCUCCCCCGGCGUCUUCAGCAUGUUCGCGGAGCAGCUCAAAAAAACCUAUUUCAACAUCCUGAUCAAGCCCGAUAAACUCAGCAAGGAUGUCCGUCUGCUGAUCUUGGAGCACUCUCGCUGGUCCAUGGUGGAGAAGUACCAGGCUCUCACAGCCGGCCCGACCAUGGAGGAGCUGAUGGAGUUCAGCCGACGCUUCCGAGCCGAGCUGUACGCCGAGGGUCUCGUUCAGGGGAACUUCAACAGCGCAGAAUCGAUGCAGUUCCUGCAGUAUGUCACAGAGAAGCUGCAGUUCUCCAAGCUGUCAGAGGAGGUGCCGGUGAUGUUCAGAGUGGUGGAGCUGCCUCCCAAACACCACAUCUGUAAGGUCAAAUCGCUGAAUAAAGGAGACGCCAACUCCGAGGUCACGGUGUAUUACCAGUCUGGACCCAAGGCUUUAAGAGAGCACACGCUAAUGGAGCUGCUGGUGAUGCACAUGGACGAGCCCUGCUUUGACUUCCUCAGGACUAAAGAGACCCUGGGCUACCACGUCUACCCCACCUGCAGAAACACCUCGGGCGUCCUGGGUUUCUCCGUCACCGUGGAAACGCAAGCCACCAAGUUCAACACGGAGCUGGUGGAGUUAAAGAUUGAAGAAUUCCUGGCUUCAUUCGGGGAAAAGCUAAACGCGCUGACAGAGGAGGCCUUCACCACUCAGGUGACCGCUUUAGUGAAGCUGAAAGAGUGUGAGGACACACACCUCGGGGAAGAGGUGGACAGGAACUGGGCCGAGGUGGCCACACAGCAGUAUGUGUUUGACAGGCUCAACAGAGAGAUCGAGGCGUUGAAGCAGAUGACCAAAGCCGAGCUCAUCUCCUGGUUCCAGGAUCACCGUGGACAAAACAGCCAUAAACUCAGCGUCCAUGUGGUGGGAUUCGGCGCCGAAGAGAACGACGAGGAGGGCGGCGGCGGCACGAAGGAGGAAGGGGAAGAAGGCAAAGGGGAGGACGCGAGCGGCUCCGCCUACGGCGAAGUGUCCAAACUCACCUUCCUCCCCGCCUCAGCCAAGCUGCCGGACGCCGUCGCCAUCAUGGACAUCCCCGCUUUCACCGCCGGCCUCCCGCUCUUCCCCUACCACAAAAUCGUCCAGUAGACCCGUCCUCCGACGGAGACCAAGCGGACUGGCUGGGCUCCGCCUCUCACCGAGCCACGUUCAGGGACGCCGCCUCGUUAGAGAUGCAGGCACUUCAUAUGCGGCGAAGGAAGGUCGAAACGGCGCCGGCUCCCCUCCGGACCCGGACUCGCCGUAGGUUUUAACCACACUGUGUGAAUAAGCAAGAAGCUUUGGAGUGAUGAUGGAGCUUUUUUUUUUUCUUUUAGCUAAAGUGAUAAUGUAUUCUGCUUUCUUCACACUCAAUUAUUUUAUAUCCUUAGACGCAGAGAGUGGUAGCGCUCCGCUCCCCUCCCCUCCCCUUCGCGCCGCAUCGACUGAAAAUCUUUGAAUCAAACUCUCAUUUGUUUGGCUCUCUGAGCGCUGCUGAUAUUGCAGCAGUGAAUCUCUGUCUUUUCUGCGCUUUACGUGGGAGCCCAGAUGGAGUUUAAUCCCAUUUAAACAGACAAAUUAACUGUGAAAACUGUGGAAAAUGCUGAGUAUUUGGGAACCCAGAUGUGUGAAUUUGAGUGAUUGUGUGCUGCUGUUUGAUUCAUGCCCUGGUAUGAAACUCCGCAAAGAAAUAAAUCGGUCAGUGGUGAUAAAAUAAAUGAAGCUAUUUAAGUCAUCAUUACAGUAACUACUGAGAUAUUUAUAGCAGCUAAUUUUUUUUAAUAAUUUUUUGCAUCUGCCAGCUCGUUCUAAAUGUAGGAAUAAUUCACACCUACACUAUUCUGACAUUUAGCUUAACUCUCCUUUUCUGUAAAUACUUUUUCAAUUGGCACGCCUGCAGACUUUUUUGGGCAUGCAUAUUAAACAACACGAAGGGCACAAACAGUCAAGCAUUGCUAGAAGCCGGCGAACAACAAGGUCACGCAAAAGUCAAGUGAUUCGCACGCCGGCGAGUCAGUACGCUGCGAAUUAUGUGACUUUAAAUUAUGCGGAAGCGACGCUUCUCCCUCCGCCUCGUUCCCCGAAGAAAAGGUUGCUGCAGCCGAUAUUGUGUCGGCUUGCGGUUGGUGACACUUUGCACUAUUGAAUGUAAUUAAAAACUAAUCGGGAGCGCUGCCCAGCCAAGCGUGUUAACAGAAUUGACUAAUAUACCCACGGGGACGUCUCUCACUGAGGCGAAUUCUUCCCCUGCAGUAACCUCGCGAAUCGGCAGCCCUGUGUUACCUGGGCGGCGUGCGAACACACACCGAAUGGGAUUCGUGCCCACUACAGAUGUACUCCGCUCAGACUGCUGGUGUCUUAUUUAAGGAAACAAAAUGGAGAGUCUGUUUCCCCCAAGCUGGAGAUAUGGGAUACUGUUUUCCUCUAUUUGAGUCAAAAAAUACUUUAAAUUAAUAGUGGGGAAAAGUUGUUUUUUUUUUUUUUUUUUUCCCGUGGAAGUGGAAAAAAAAGUUUUCAGAAGGAAAUAUAAAUGAAUAUAUCUGAAUCUGGUCAAUAUCAGUGAUCUGCUUCCCCUAGAUUUUAUUCUUUGAGCAGAUUCUACUUAUCCGAUCACUGAUUUUUACAUCUUCCACUGUUAUUUUUGCCUUCCUCAAAAGUUGUUGGUGGGUUUGAAGCAUAAAGGGCGACACGUUCGACUACAAGCAGUGAGAAUCCUGCAGUCGAGCCGCUCUGGGCAGUGAAAACAAGCUGUAAAUACAUCGUAACUUGCAUUGCAAUCUGAAGAAAAACACAGUUGUUCAAAGUGUCGCCUCACAUUUCUCCUGACUGCCCGACACAUAUUUCACUACAUAUGGUUUCCCUGCAGGCUUUGUUUUAGAGAAUAAAUAGUAUAGAUGCAGUGUGUCUGAAUCAUUGGUUUCAUGAUUAUGUUUUAAACUAACGACUUUUCAAACACUUGAUGAUAAUUCCUUGAUUGCCAUGCAUUUUACAUUAAUAAUUUAUCAAAAAUUGAAGCUGUAGAUUAAUGUCUAAAUUCUGUUACUUUUGUUUUUAAUCUCAUAUUGAGGCGGAACUUUGCUCUCUGCUACAUUAUUCGGUUCGCAAUAAUAACACAUAUUUAUACAAAGUAUAAUCAACAAAGGAAGUGUUAGAAGUAGUUAACAUUAAUAAUAAAAUAAUUUAGAAAGUUAAUUCUUGCCUCGGGGGGGAAAUUCUCAGCACUUUUAGAAAUGCAAGCUCUAUAUUUGCCAGGUGCAGCAAAAUAUUACACACAUUAAUGCAGCGGCAUUAAUCCCAGAGUAUCCAUUAUUGAAAGCUCCUGUGUGAGUCGUGCUUUUACUUCUUGCUUCUUCCAGAAUGUUUUUAUUAGGAUAGUUCGAGAUGGAAUGUGAUGUCUUGUGCAGUAUAUAGUCCUGAUUGUCAAAAAAAAAAAAAAA
This is a messenger RNA of Salarias fasciatus (jewelled blenny), 5821 nucleotides long. It is a transcript of the gene nrd1a, whose product is annotated as nardilysin a (N-arginine dibasic convertase). Lineage: Eukaryota; Metazoa; Chordata; Actinopteri; Blenniiformes; Blenniidae. The transcript has 32 exons. Gene Ontology annotation, molecular function: metal ion binding; metalloendopeptidase activity. The record is from RefSeq and is a predicted model, not a curated record. Bases 192 to 3494 code for a protein of 1100 amino acids. Gene Ontology annotation, biological process: proteolysis.